AUGUCAUAUCGCUAUGAGGGCGCCGCUUACAAUGAGGAAGUAAAGAGGCAGCUAACCAGGUAUGGCCCAGAUCCUUCGGCGGAGACGAUCAUGGCAACCAUGCACGAGCUGGACGCUGAGAACCGAGCAGCACAUCUUUUCGAGCUCAAGCUACACGCAAUAUUGGGGAGAUUCAAGAACAAAGGACAUAUACCCGGAGUAGGGACAGUGGGUCCUACUCCCCACAUUGAGCAUUUUCAGCUGCAUUUUGUGGGGUCCCUUUCAC
Pelobates cultripes (western spadefoot toad) is the source of this 265-nucleotide messenger RNA. NCBI's taxonomy places the organism in Eukaryota, Metazoa, Chordata, Amphibia, Anura, Pelobatidae. The record is from the annotation of a GenBank genome assembly.